Messenger RNA from Populus nigra (black poplar), 781 nucleotides. RefSeq names its product protein transport protein yos1-like. Gene Ontology annotation, biological process: endoplasmic reticulum to Golgi vesicle-mediated transport. The transcript is spliced from 2 exons. NCBI's taxonomy places the organism in Eukaryota, Viridiplantae, Streptophyta, Magnoliopsida, Malpighiales, Salicaceae. Bases 280 to 516 code for a protein of 78 amino acids. The record is from RefSeq and is a predicted model, not a curated record. Gene Ontology annotation, cellular component: endoplasmic reticulum membrane; Golgi membrane; COPII-coated ER to Golgi transport vesicle.
UGUGAUGACCAAUGAGAAUUGAAGAAUCAAAGGAAGUCGGAGAUUCCUAGUUAUUUCCUUCGUGGGUUUGUCUGUCGAAGAAGAAAAGAAUCUUUAUGUUUUUAUUUUUUCAGCUGCUGCUCUGUGUUCAUCAUCUUCGUUGAUAGUAUCUGGAAGAAAGAGCCGUUUGGGUUAAAAGGUGAAGAAUCUCCCUCCUUCCCUCCCUCCCUCUCAUCUAUCUAUUUAUUGUUCUGAACACAAACAAAAACAGCUCUGUUUUGGGUUAAAAGGCACCGAUUGAUGAUAGGUUUCUGGACUUCUCUGGAAGGUAUUCUGCUUUUCGCAAAUGCAUUAGCCAUACUGAAUGAAGAUAGGUUCCUUGCUCCUAGGGGAUGGACACUGGCAGAACUCCAAGGAAGCACAAGAAAUUCACUCAAGGGGCAGAUCAUUGGGCUCGUACAUGCUUGCCAAUUUAUGAGACUACCCCUUAUACUUCUAAACAUCAUCGUUAUCAUAUUGAAGCUGGCCCCUGUUUGAGGUUAAGGAAGAAAAUAGUUCAUAGCUUGGAAAGUCUCGUGUUUGUAUAAGGAAGUAUGAGAGUCUCAUUCUUUCCCCCUCAAGGGUUGUGCUGUGCACACCAAAGUCUCAGAGUUUUUUCUUUUCUUUUUUUCUGUACAACAGAACAGUAGCUGUUUCUCUAGUAACUUAUCUGUCACCUCUUUUGUAUCUUUCAUCCCUGGCUGUUUUUGUCCAUCUACUCGUUAACCUCAAUGAAAUUACUAAGCUAAAGUGUUACAUUUAA